AUGAGAGAAGUGACUGGAGAGAGAGCGCGAGGGGCGGAAUAUGAACAAGGAGGUGGAGGUUGGAAGGAAGUGAGAUACAAGAAAAGAACUAACGUGCGUAACUUAGGGGGUAAAUGGGAGGGAAGGAAGGGGAAGAGUAUGGCUGGAGAUGAACGGUUGUCAUCGUAUUUCAUCACAGAGUUUCCUGAUGACCUUGGUCCUAAGAAACUAUUUGAAGUCUUCAAGGAGUUUGGCUUGGUGGUGGAGGUAUUGAUACAUUCUAGAAGAGACAAAAGUGGUAAGCGAUUUGAAUUUGUAAGAUUCGGGGAGGAUCGAGAUGAAAGAAUGUUAGGCGUGAAACUCGAUAAUAUAUACCUAAGCGGUAAGAAAAUUCUCGCUAACAUACCUAAGUUUCAUCGUCGUGAGGAGAGGUCGGAGGUCCCUAGUUCCAUCAUUAGGAACUCUAGAAAAACAUACCAAUAUGGCGAAGGAGCAAAGCAGGGUAAGGAGAAAAAAGAAAUAGGUGGUGGAUCGAGGAAGAAUGAACCGAAGAUAGCUAAGGAAAAAACACUGCAUCGGAGUAGGGAUGAUCAUGGUGGUAUCAACCUGAAGCAGAAAUUUGCUGAUCUUCAUUUUAAGGUUGAAGAAUCUGAGAUGUGCAGAUUUAAAAAAGCUUUUAUCGGGGUGGUGGAGGAAUCAGGAAUGAGUUACAACAUUCCGGAAGCUUUCAACAUAGAAGGUUACUUUAGAGUUAAAGUUACACCCAUUGGUGCAAACCUAUGUCUUUUGGAAGAAAUGGAGGAAGGUGAAAUUGUUGCCCUGAUAUCAAAGGCUAAUGAAUGGAUUUGUCAAUGGUUUUCAGAGAUUCGCCCAUGGAGUCCUGAGGUGGUGGAUAAUGAAAGAUUAAAAUGGCUGCCUUGCUACGGUGUGCCCUGUCAUGCAUGGUCCUUCAAGUUUUUUGAUUUUAUCGCUUGUUCUAUCGGGAAGAUUGUUUAUUUGGAUGAUGAAACGAGUAAAUAA
Messenger RNA from Vicia villosa (hairy vetch), 999 nucleotides. RefSeq lists its product as uncharacterized. Bases 1 to 999 code for a protein of 332 amino acids. The record is from RefSeq and is a predicted model, not a curated record. Lineage: Eukaryota; Viridiplantae; Streptophyta; Magnoliopsida; Fabales; Fabaceae. Gene Ontology annotation, molecular function: RNA binding. The transcript has 2 exons.